UUCUUCUUCACCAGGCAUUCCCUGUUCAGCUUCAUUCGUGUUGACUGCCCAGAGUCCACGGGCCGCCAGCCUCGAGCAGCACUCCUGCCUGAGGGCGCAGGACCAGUCACCGUCUGCCACGCUCUACGGACAGAGUUCACACUGCCUGUGGUAUGUCUUAUACAUUCCAGAGCCUCUUUGUUGAAACAUGUCCCUGUACAGCUUUGGAUUGGAGCCUCUGUCCUGUCAUGCCUGGAACAAAGAUCGAACACAAAUUGCCAUCAGUCCUAACAGCAGCACAGUGAACAUUUAUCACAAGAAAGCAAAGGAAUGGAGUAAGAUCCACGAACUGAAGGAGCACAGUGGACGAAUCACAGGAAUUGACUGGGCCCCGGAGUCCAACCGCAUUGUGACGUGUGCCUCAGACAGAAACGCCUACGUGUGGACGCUCAAGGAUGGUGUGUGGAAGCCCACGCUGGUCCUGGUCCGCAUCAACAGAGCUGCCACGUGCGUCAAGUGGUCACCCAUGGAAAACAAAUUUGCGCUUGGAAGUGGUGCAAAACUCAUCUCCGUGUGUUACUUUGAGAAAGAGAAUGACUGGUGGCUCAGUAAGCAUAUCAAGAAAGGCAUCUGCUCUACCGUGCUCUGCCUUGACUGGCACCCCAACAACAUCCUGUUAGCUGCUGGUUCAGCAGAUCUACACUGCAGAGUUUUCUCUACCUACAUUAAGGAAAUUGAGGACAAGCCAGGCCCCACGCCAUGGGGGGCCAAGAUGCCCUUUGGGGAGGUGCUUCUAGAGCACAAAGACUGUGGCGGCUGGGUUCACAGUGUCAGCUUCUCCCCUUCUGGAGACAGCCUGGCUUGGGUCAGCCACAACAGUGCCAUCAGCGUGGCCGACGCACCCCAGGGGAAAGAGGUUACACAGCUGACCACAGACAAGCUUCCCUUACUGAGCAUACUGCACAUCAACGAGACUGAGACUGUGGCUGCGGGCCAUGACUGCUGCCCCUAUCAGUUCUCAUACAAGGGUCCUGGCCAGCUGCACUAUGUAAAAAAGUUGGGAAUCAGCAAACAGACUUCCAAAAACAGCAUGUCGGCCAUGCAGCACUUCCGCAAUCUGGACAAAAAAGCCACCACAGAGGAGGAGGACAAUGAGCUGAACACUCUGCACCAGAACAGCAUCACUCAGCUGUGCACUGUGGAGGGACAAAAGUCCAAGGUGGAGAAGUUCAGUAGUGUGGGUCUGGAUGGUGCCAUGGUUCUCUGGGAUCUCAAGCGCUGAAACUUUGCAGCACUGAAAUAGCAGGGAAGGUGCACAGUGCCCUGAUGUCUGCACAGAACCACAACAAAACAAGACCACAACACAAGAGGACCACUGGCCAACAGGAUCGCAGAACAAGGCAGCCACAACAAAGCUUUGACUGCUAUUCUGCCACGUAGAAAAAUCAAAUAACUACUCAUAAACGUUUUUUGUCUUUAGAGAAAGAUACUGCUGUAAUUGUCACUUCUGUAAUAACCCAGAUAAAAGGCAUUGUUCUUUCUUAAUUAUUAUGGUGAGGUCUGCAGAACAACAGGAUGUACUAUCAUAUACAGUCUAGGAUUUACUGGUUAUACACUGGUUUACACAUACUUCCUUGCUUGGCUUUUAGUUAAGACUUUGUAAUACAUUUUCAGACAUAUUAAAAAUGACCGUCUUCUUAUCAUAGCAAAUAAAGGACGAGUGUGGUUGUGCUUUAUUA
Electrophorus electricus (electric eel) is the source of this 1718-nucleotide messenger RNA. The record is from RefSeq and is a predicted model, not a curated record. NCBI's taxonomy places the organism in Eukaryota, Metazoa, Chordata, Actinopteri, Gymnotiformes, Gymnotidae.